Miscanthus lutarioriparius is the source of this 570-nucleotide messenger RNA. The record is from the annotation of a GenBank genome assembly. Lineage: Eukaryota; Viridiplantae; Streptophyta; Magnoliopsida; Poales; Poaceae.
AUGGGGCAAGACGACUACCUGUCCCUGUGCCUCGCGGCGCUGGUCGCGGCGUGCCAGCAAGCCGUCGCCGACGACGUAGCGCCACCGUUACUCGCGAGGGCGGCGGCGUCCGAGCUCCCGCUCCAGUUCCGCUGCCCAGUCUGCGGCAAGGCGUUCGCGUCGUACCAAGCGCUCGGCGGCCACAAGGCGAGCCACCGCAAGCCUGCGGCGGCAGCACGCGAUGGGAUGGCGCCAUCGUCGUCGUCAUCCCAGCAUCAGAAGGGAGCCGCGGAGGCGUCGUCAUCGUCCGGGAGCGCCGGCGCCGGGCGGCACGUCUGCACGGUGUGCCACAGGUACUUCGCCACAGGGCAGGCGCUCGGCGGGCACAAGAGGUUCCACUACCUGCACGGCCCGUCGGUGCGGGCCUCGCUGCCGCCCAGCACUGAAGGCGCGGGCUGGCUUGACCUCAACCUGACGACCCAUGUGCCGGACGUUUCAUUCGACGGCGUCAGACGACGGGGCGAGGAUGAGGAGGUUCAGAGCCCCUUGCCUUUGCCGGCCAAGAAGCAUCGGGCGUCAAAUUCUGCGUGA